Messenger RNA from Prorocentrum cordatum, 1443 nucleotides. NCBI's taxonomy places the organism in Eukaryota, Dinophyceae, Prorocentrales, Prorocentraceae. The record is from the annotation of a GenBank genome assembly.
AUGUCGACGCACCUCUUCAUUCCGAAGGGCUUGGUUCACAGGUUCGGCAAGGUGUCUACCACGGCCCUGGGAUGGUUCCUGAUGGCAGUGCGUCGUCCGGAGGUGGAUUCGGUACGGGCGGAGCGUGCCUCUUGGUUCCUGCGUCAUCCCGGCUCAUUGGCUACCCGAGACAUCGAGCAGCAUGUGGACGACACGGCGCUGGGCAACACCAGGAAGCCAGGCGCAUCGCAGGUCACGCCGCUGGUCAAAGCUCGGCUCCAGCUUAUUGAGCAGGGCUCCCGGCACGAGGCAGUCCGGGGCGCACUCACCGACGCCGACCUGGCGGCGGCUCGCGCAGCGAAGCGCAGCGGGAUUCAUGCAGCUGCUGCCGAGUCCGUGGGCCUCGCGCGUGCCAAAUUCAUCACGGGCCCUGUUCGAGAUUCCCUGCGGUCCCGCGCGGACCUCAGGCAGCGCGCUGCCCGCUGCGCGCCCCCCGUGGCAGCCACGGUUGUCAACGCGGUGGUCACCAAAACUGCUGACUGCAAGGCCGCUGGCACGAGCUCAUGGGGGAAUUCGCGCCUCAAGAACAUCGCCGCCACUGACGGUGGCCUCGCUGCUCUCACCGGCUGGGUCCAAGCGUGGGUCUCUGCUUCCGUGCCAGAGGUCAUGGCGACGCCAUGGCGCGCAGCUCUCGGCAUCUCGUUGCGAAAAAGGCCUGCUGGCGACGACGUCCGGCCCAUCAUCAUCGGAGAAGCUUUGCUCUCCCUUCCAGGGGCGUGCUUGCAGGAAAUCUUCCAGAGCAAGGCGGCCAACCUCCUUUCGGACACCCAGCUCGGCAUUGGAGUCAAGGCGGCUCCCGAGACUCUGCUGGCUUUGGGCAAGGCGCUAUCUCGUCUGUGCCCUGGCGAUGCUUUCUGCGCCUUUGACUUCAUCAACGCCGUUGGAGAGAUCUCGCGGGCGGAGAUAAUGGAGGAGGUCCUCGCAGAAUUGCCCGGGAUGCGUAUGGACGACAUGCUCGCGAACAUCGAUCCGAACCUAGCUCACGCAUGGCUGCCUCUACUCACGGACGCCCCUGCCACGGCGAAGUUGCGCCUCAACCUCUCCAAAUCGAAGGUCUGGAUACCUUCGGCUGGCCAUGGCGUCCUGCACCCCGUCCUCCGGCGCAUGGGCCUCUCCCAGGUCUUCGACAAUCUGGAGUUGAUGGGCGGCGCGUCCACAAAGCGGCUGAGGCAGGCCGAAGAGCUAGCCGCGGCGUUCCACACCAUGCUGCGCACGCCCCUCGCGCAGCCCGUCCACCGCACCGUGUGGACCCUCCUCGACAAGGUUCUGAACACGGCUCUGGACUACGACGCCCGCAUUCUUCACCCGGAGUCCUUCUCCACCCUCGCGGAGCGACCAGAUCGAGUUGUGUUGGCCACGUCCUGUCGGGAUGCGCGUACUACCCGCUUCACGGCCCAGCAGUAA